Molecule: messenger RNA, 1359 nt
Organism: Staurois parvus
Lineage: Eukaryota; Metazoa; Chordata; Amphibia; Anura; Ranidae
Source: the annotation of a GenBank genome assembly
AUGGCUGUGAACCUCAGCAAGAACGGGGCCGCUUUGCAGGCCGCCUACAAGGAUGUGGUGGACGGGAAGACCAAGACGGACUGGGCUUUGUACACAUAUGAAGGAAACAGCAAUGACAUCAGACUUGCAGGGACUGGAGAUGGUGGUCUGGAAGAACUGGUGGAUGAGCUGAGCAGUGGGAAAGUCAUGUAUGCUUUCUGUAGAGUGCAGGACCCCAACUCAGGUCUCCCUAAAUAUGCCCUCAUUAACUGGACAGGGGAGGGUGUGAACGAUGCCAGGAAAGGAGUGUGUGCCAAUCACGUCAGCACUAUGGCAAACUUCUUAAAGGGAGCUCAUGUCACAAUCAAUGCCCGUGCUGAUGAGGACGUAGAACCAGAAACUAUUAUAGAGAAGGUGGCCAAAGCCUCUGGAGCCAACUAUAACUUCCAUAAAGAGAGUAGUAGAGGCGGUGAUGUUCCUCAGGGCCCCGUAGGUUCUGUUUACCAGAAAACAAAUGCAAUGUCUGAAAUUAAACGUGUAGGAAAAGAAAACUUUUGGGCUAAGGCCGAGAGAGAUGAGGAGGAGCGUAGACUAGAGGAACAAAAGAAGGCAUCCUUUGAGAGGGACCGGCUGGAGAGGGAGCGUAAAGAGAGAGAACAGAAAGAGGCUGAGGAGAGGGAGAGACGAUUCAAAGAGAGGUCUGGGGAAAUAGAUGCUCAGAGGAGGGCACAGCAGGAAACAGAUAAACAAGAGCGGGAUGCUGCUGCCCAGCGAACCGUAAAUGCCCGAGAGAUGUUUAUGCAGAAAGAACGUGCACUCCCUAAUGCCAUCCCAGUGAGCGCACAGCCUGGAAAGCUACGCAGUCCCUUCCUCCAGAAGUCGACCAGUCAGCCUGAGCCUGAAUCUCCUCCAUCAUCCCCUGUAAAACGGGCUCAGGAACCCCCUGCAUCCCCUGUGUAUCGUGCUCAGGAACCCCCUGCAUCCCCUGUGUAUCGUGGUCAUCAGACACCCCCAGAGUCUCCUUCUUCCCCUGUGUCUCAUCCUCCUUCAGCACCCACUGUCAAUGUAAAAGAACAAGUCUCUGCUCAUCAACAGCAGGAGGAGGAUUUAUACCAGGAGCCACAGGAAGAUAAUGUUUAUGAAUCGCCUCCCCAGGAUCAACAGGAGGAGGCGGUGUAUGAAACAGGAGUAGAUGAAGACCAGGGAUUGUGUGCACGAGCGCUCUAUGACUAUCAAGCUGCUGAUGACACCGAGAUCUCUUUCGAUCCAGAUGACCUGAUCACACACAUCGAGAGGAUUGAUGAUGGAUGGUGGCGUGGAUAUGGUCCUAGCGGGCACUAUGGCAUGUUUCCUGCCAAUUAUGUUGAACUGCUGGAGUGA